GCGGCCGUAGACCCAGGGGGAGGCCGAGUGGGAGGGACUGCACGCCCGCUCGCCCCGAUCGCUGGCAGGGGGCGUUGUGCAGAGUGGAGCAACAUGCAGAUAGGCGCCCGGCGCCCUGACGACCCCUCCCGAGGAAAAGAGGCCGGGGCCGUGCUGGCGCGGCGGGGAGCAUGAGGCAGGCCAGGGGGCGGCUCGGCUUGCAGCGCUGCUAAGGAGCCGUGCGCGCGGCACUCGCGCCGGGACGCGCGGAGGGCGGGGAGCCGGGCGGGUCUCGCCAGCGGGCAGGAGCCGGCCGCCGGGAGCUGUUCUGAUUUCAGACGCGGACGCGAGGGGCCCGGAGCAGCCCCUGGCCCCGGCGCGCCGCCGACAUGGGCAACGCGGGGAGCAUGGAUUCGCAGCAGACCGAUUUCAGGGCGCACAACGUGCCUUUGAAGCUACCGAUGCCGGAGCCAGGUGAACUGGAGGAGAGAUUUGCCAUCGUGCUGAAUGCUAUGAACCUACCUCCUGACAAAGCCAGGUUACUAAGGCAGUAUGACAAUGAGAAGAAAUGGGAACUGAUUUGUGAUCAGGAACGAUUCCAGGUGAAGAAUCCUCCCCACACGUAUAUCCAAAAGCUCAAAGGCUAUCUGGAUCCAGCUGUAACCAGGAAGAAGUUCAGGCGGCGUGUUCAAGAAUCCACACAAGUGCUAAGAGAACUGGAAAUUUCUUUAAGAACAAACCACAUUGGGUGGGUCAGAGAGUUUCUGAAUGAAGAAAACAAAGGUCUUGAUGUUCUGGUGGAAUAUCUUUCAUUUGCACAGUACGCAGUAACCUUUGACUUUGAAAGUGUGGAAAGCACUGUGGAGAGCUCCAUGGACAAAUCCAAGCCCUGGAGUCGGUCCAUCGAGGACCUGCACCGAGGGAGUAACUUGCCCUCACCCGUGGGCAACAGUGUGUCCCGCUCCGGAAGGCAUUCUGCGCUACGGUAUAAUACUUUGCCAAGCAGAAGAACCCUGAAAAACUCAAGAUUAGUGAGUAAAAAAGAUGAUGUCCAUGUAUGUAUCAUGUGUUUACGUGCCAUCAUGAACUAUCAGUAUGGUUUCAACAUGGUCAUGUCUCACCCCCACGCUGUCAACGAGAUUGCACUAAGUUUAAACAACAAGAAUCCCAGAACAAAAGCCCUUGUCUUAGAACUGUUGGCAGCUGUUUGUCUUGUCAGAGGUGGACAUGAAAUAAUUUUAUCAGCAUUUGAUAACUUUAAGGAGGUUUGUGGAGAGAAACAGCGCUUCGAGAAGCUGAUGGAACAUUUCAGGAAUGAAGACAAUAACAUAGAUUUUAUGGUGGCCUCUAUGCAGUUCAUUAAUAUUGUAGUCCAUUCAGUAGAAGACAUGAAUUUCAGGGUUCACCUCCAAUAUGAAUUCACCAAAUUGGGCCUGGAUGAGUACUUGGAUAAGCUGAAACACACCGAGAGUGACAAGCUGCAGGUCCAGAUUCAGGCUUACCUGGACAAUGUUUUUGAUGUUGGAGCUCUGCUGGAAGAUGCUGAAACCAAGAACGCAGCCUUAGAGAGAGUGGAAGAACUGGAAGAAAAUAUUUCUCAUUUGUCUGAAAAACUACAAGACACAGAGAAUGAAGCCAUGUCCAAGAUUGUGGAACUGGAAAAGCAGCUCAUGCAGAGGAAUAAAGAGCUGGAUGUUGUUCGGGAAAUCUACAAAGAUGCGAACACCCAGGUUCACACGUUACGAAAAAUGGUCAAGGAGAAAGAAGAAGCCAUUCAAAGACAGUCUACCCUGGAAAAAAAGAUUCAUGAACUAGAAAAACAAGGGACCAUUAAAAUUCAGAAGAAAGGAGAUGGGGAGAUUGCCAUCCUGCCCGUUGUGGCCUCGGGCACAUUGCCCUCAGGGUCCGAAGCAGCGGCUGGUAACCCUGUGGGACCAGUAAUAGGGGCCACUUCCUUGGGGCCCUUGCCCACUCCUCCCCCACCACUACCUCUGUCAGCAGAUACACCUGAAGCAGUGCAAAAUGGCCCAGUAACACCACCUAUGCCACCGCCCCCACCUCCUCCCCCUCCUCCACCCCCUCCUCUCCCAGGACCUGCAGCUGAGGCUGUGCCGGCUCCUCCUUUACCACCCCCACCACCCCCCUCUGCACCCCCACUGCCCGGAACGUCUUCACCCACAGUGGUUUUCAACUCAGGAUUAGCAGCUGUGAAAAUUAAGAAGCCAAUCAAGACAAAGUUCCGAAUGCCAGUUUUCAACUGGGUUGCUCUGAAGCCCAAUCAGAUCAAUGGCACAGUCUUCAAUGAAAUUGAUGAUGAGCGCAUUCUGGAGGAUUUAAAUGUGGAUGAGUUUGAGGAAAUAUUCAAGACAAAAGCUCAAGGUCCUGCCAUUGACCUUUCUUCAAGCAAACAGAAGAUAACGCAGAAGGGGUCAAGCAAAGUGACAUUGCUAGAAGCAAAUAGAGCCAAAAACCUUGCCAUCACUUUACGGAAAGCUGGAAAGACUGCUGAUGAGAUUUGUAAAGCUAUUCACAUAUUUGACUUGAAGACGUUGCCUGUAGACUUUGUAGAGUGCUUGAUGAGGUUCUUGCCAACUGAGAAUGAGGUGAAAGUGCUUCGGCUCUAUGAGCGGGAAAGGAAGCCCCUGGAGAACUUGUCGGAUGAGGACCGGUUCAUGAUGCAGUUCAGUAAAAUCGAGAGGCUCAUGCAGAAGAUGACCAUCAUGGCCUUUAUCGGGAACUUUGCUGAGAGCAUUCAGAUGCUGACUCCUCAACUGCACGCAAUUAUAGCAGCAUCUGUCUCUAUAAAGUCAUCCCAAAAACUCAAGAAAAUUCUGGAGAUCAUCUUAGCUCUUGGAAACUAUAUGAAUAGCAGUAAACGGGGAGCAGUUUAUGGAUUUAAACUUCAGAGUUUAGAUCUGCUCUUAGAUACAAAGUCAACAGAUCGAAAGCAAACACUGUUGCACUAUAUAUCCAAUGUGGUGAAAGAGAAAUACCACCAGGUGUCCGUGUUCUAUAAUGAGCUGCAUUAUGUGGAGAAAGCUGCCGCAGUCUCCCUUGAAAAUGUCUUACUGGAUGUCAAAGAGCUCCAGAGGGGCAUGGACUUGACCAAGAGGGAGUACACCAUGCACGACCACAACACGCUGCUGAAGGAGUUCAUCCUCAACAACGAGGGGAAGCUGAAGAAGCUACAGGAUGAUGCUAAGAUUGCACAGGAUGCCUUUGAUGAUGUCGUAAAAUAUUUUGGAGAAAACCCCAAGACGACACCACCUUCUGUCUUCUUUCCAGUUUUUGUCCGGUUUGUGAAAGCCUAUAAGCAAGCAGAAGAGGAGAAUGAGCUAAGGAAAAAGCAGGAACAAGCUCUCAUGGAAAAACUCCUGGAACAGGAAGCUCUGAUGGAACAGCAGGAUCCCAAGUCUCCUUCUCAUAAAUCAAAGAGACAACAGCAAGAGUUAAUUGCAGAGUUAAGGCGGCGACAGGUUAAAGAUAACAGACAUGUCUAUGAGGGCAAGGAUGGUGCCAUUGAAGAUAUCAUCACAGAUCUUAGAAACCAGCCAUAUAGACGGGCCGAUGCGGUGAGGAGAAGUGUCAGGCGGCGCUUUGAUGACCAGAACUUGCGUUCUGUUAAUGGUGCCGCUGAAAUAAUGAUGUGAGCUCAAGAUCUGCCUGCAUGAGUGAAAGAGGGUGUGCAUGAAGAAAACUGUGACAACGUGAACAUGCUACUAUUUAAUGGCAACCUUGAACAGAAAUACAAUUAAGGGCUCAGAUUUAGCAAACACAUAGGAAUAUUAAAAAUGAUGGGCUCUCCUUUGAAACCUUAACAAGUGCCUAAAAGUGGAAGUACCUGCUCAGAUUAAAGCAAUAGGAUUUGAUUUUUAAACCAAUGUUCAGUUUUUUAACCAAAAUGUAAAUUUCAUAUUGCAUUCAUGAUGACAUUGUGAUUAUCUCACAAUGGCCCCCUUGGUUUUCUGAUAAAUUGUAAAUAACAUGGAUGCAUCUGCUGUGGGCUACUACUGCUGA
Elephantulus edwardii (Cape elephant shrew) is the source of this 3996-nucleotide messenger RNA. It is a transcript of the gene FMNL2, whose product is annotated as formin-like 2. NCBI's taxonomy places the organism in Eukaryota, Metazoa, Chordata, Mammalia, Macroscelidea, Macroscelididae. The record is from RefSeq and is a predicted model, not a curated record. The coding region runs from base 369 to 3629 and encodes 1086 amino acids. Gene Ontology annotation, molecular function: actin filament binding; small GTPase binding. Gene Ontology annotation, biological process: cortical actin cytoskeleton organization; regulation of cell shape; cell migration. Gene Ontology annotation, cellular component: cytosol. The transcript is spliced from 26 exons.